UGCCCCGGCCAGGAAGAGAAGGCAGAUUUCUAUGUGUAGUCUCGCUUUUAGAUUUGGGUAGGGACGGAAGCGGAGGCACAGGAACGGGCAAGCUGAGGGUGCAUGGCGGGAGACUCGAGGGUCGAAAGCGCCGGGGACUUGCUAGCUGCAGCCCACCAGCACUUCGAAGCGCGGCAGCAUGAGAGGGCGGAGGAGCUCUACAGCCGAUACAUCCAUCACUGCGCAUGCUCCGUCGUGAGCAAACAUCUUUGCCAUGAUCUGGCAACAGCACUUAACAACAGAGGACAAAUUAAAUAUUUCAGAGUUGAAUUCUAUGAAGCUAUGGAUGAUUAUACAUCAGCUAUACAAGCACAGCCAGAUUUUGAAAUCCCUUAUUAUAACAGAGGAUUAAUAUUCUAUAGGCUAGGAUUCUUUGAUGAAGCCUUGAAGGAUUUCAGGAAGGUGUUAGAACUAAAUCCUAAAUUUGAAGAUGCGUCUUUGAGUUUAAGGCAGACUCUCCUUGACAAAGAAAACAAGUUAAGAAGAGGUUAUUGAAGUCCAGUGUAUAGAAGAAACAGGUUGUGAGACUGGAAUAUUUGGACAUUGGGAUCAUCAAAAGGCACUUCUAGUUCAAAACCUCUUGUUCCAUUGGGGAAGGAAAUAACCGAGAUCCUGUAACCUUUUUGCUCUGCUUCCUUGAGAGAGAAAGUCAUAUCUCCAAUUGUAAGAGUCACCAGAUUGACAUCAGGAAGGAAGACACCCAAGAAUACAUCAAAUAUCCGUGUUUCUGGAACUGUAUCUAUGUAAACAAGAAGGAAUUUGUUAUUGGAAAAAUUAUAACAGAAUUAUAAGCAUAAGAACUUGGUUGUUCCCUGGAAAUACUGUUUUUGUAAUAAUCUAUCCUUUGAAAGUAGAGCUGAAUAAAGUGUUUGCUACUAAUGUUC
This is a messenger RNA of Pantherophis guttatus, 923 nucleotides long. RefSeq names its product tetratricopeptide repeat domain 32 (gene TTC32). NCBI's taxonomy places the organism in Eukaryota, Metazoa, Chordata, Lepidosauria, Squamata, Colubridae. The record is from RefSeq and is a predicted model, not a curated record. Gene Ontology annotation, molecular function: protein binding.